GGGGAGAGCUAGAGAGUUUCCUGGGUGUUGGUUAGGAAACCUGGAGAGUAGCACAGCAGAGUAGAAUGUCCUUAUAGUGGUCCCCGUAGGGGUUAUAGGGCCUGGAGGGAUAAGGUGGGCCAAGGAGGCACCACACCACACCUCUUAUCUGAUACUCAUUGUCCAAGCCAGUGCCUACCCUGCCCAGUGCUCACUUCCUUCAGGUUCCUGGAUGGAGAUAAUACUUUAUGUUCUGAAGUCCUGAUCACCCCCUUGGUCUCUAGUACCCCAUCUUGAGGGCUAGUCCCACCUUUCUUGCCUCCCAUCUUUCCCAGUAGUUACCUGCCAAGGCCCAUUAUUCCAGGACAAGUGAAUGCAUCCACCCCUCUGGGGAAGGUAAGUGGUCCUUUAUUCUGAGACCACAAUUAAGGAUGUAGACCCUUCUCUUUGGUGGUGGUGGGGGGGUGUUCCUUUAUCUCAGAACAGUGUUAAGUGAAGAUGGAGCUGGGUUUGCGAGGGUCCCAUAUUUCCCCUUUGUUGCCUCCCCCACCCUCCCUCUCUCAAGUAGUGUGCCACCCCCCCCCCCCCCCCAGUGGUACAUCAGUUCAGUCUUAAGGAGUAUGUGUUGAAGCCAUAAAAGAAGUCACAAGAGACAACUUUUUGGUGCACUUCCACCACCCCGCAGGGUCCUGGGACACUGUGCGAGAUGGGGGAGGUACUGGUUUUUUAUUUUUUUGUAGAGGUGGUCCCUGUCCUCCAGGAGCUUACAAUCUAGCUGGGGAGACACAACUAAUGCACACUUAUACAAUCAGUACAGUUAGCGAUUACCACAAUAUUGACCACAACUGCGUGAGACCAGGGAAAGCAAGAUCAGUGAGGGGCUGGGGGCUCAGAGAAGGUGUUUUAGUAAAGAUGGGACUCAUUUACUGGUUGAAUAGGUCCAAAUUGAGUGACACGUUUCUUUUGGGGUGGGCUUAGGAGGCAGUGAGUGGGGGAAGGGAAUUGAGGGAGCAAAGGCAGCAAGGCUGGAAUGCACAUGUUGUAGGCAAGGGACAUUGAGAGGGCCCCCCUCCAUUUCUUAAUCCUCCUCCCUCACUCUUGCCCUCAAGUCCCGCCACACAGGCACGCAGCUGGUGCCUUGUCUGCUGCAUCGAGAUUCAGGGCUUCGGCUGGUGAUGCUGGAAUGUCCAUUCUGCUGGCUGGUGUAGUUGUCUGGAUCUCUGUGGUGGGCCUGUUAGCACGGCCAUGGCUGCGGGGCUGGGAUGGCGCUGUCCCGACUUGGUCCAGAUCAGAAUGCAUUGCCUGUGCCCAGAUCUUGGGGGAUCCCUGCUGCCUUGGUGAUCCCGGGCUGACAGCCAGAGAGCACAGCGGCUCAGCUCCUGGAGAGUGAGGGUUGAAGAAAGCGGAGGGCAGCUGCCUGCGCCCGCUGGCUCCCAUUAGGUCGGUUCCUGCAGCGGUGCCCGGUGGCCUUGGCGAAGGCCCUGCCCAGCAGAGAUCAUGUAUUGCCUCCAGUGGCUGCUGCCCGUCCUCCUCAUCCCCAAGCCCCUCAACCCCGCCCUGUGGUUCAGCCACUCCAUGUUCAUGGGCUUCUACCUGCUCAGCUUCCUCCUGGAGCGGAAGCCUUGCACGAUCUGUGCCUUGGUUUUCCUGGCAGCCCUGUUCCUCAUCUGCUAUAGCUGCUGGGGAAACUGUUUCCUGUACCACUGUGCUGAUUCCCCGCUUCCGGAAUCGGCGCAUGACCCUGGCGUUGUGGGCACCUAACAGCCUGCCCGGUUAGCUUUCCAAGGAAGCAGAAGAUGGGAGGGGAGGCAUUGACAUAGGUCAUAAAGCAUUGGAGUUUCAAAUCCCGCAGCCCCGCGGGUGCCACAUUCCUGACGGCGCCUUUCUUGGCCUGUGAUGUUUUAUCCUUAUAAUGUGAAUAAUGGCACUGACCGGUGCUUUUAUUGUAGAGUCCUGUAGUUGUGGGUGGUCUUGUGAUUGUGUGUGUUCUGUCCCCAUCUCGGUUCCCCCCCCACCCCCCAGGCUGGCAGGAUGGUCACCCCCAUCGCCUCAUUCCUGCGAGGAGUCUGUGCCCAUCCUGGUCCACCAUCCCAGCAUGACCUGGGCAGAUAAAAUGCCAGUCUCGUCACCUCUGUGACCCCCUCCUUUUCAGGGUCUCUUCCCUUCCCAGAAUGUUACCAUCCCCUCAGUCCCUGUCCUAGUUUCCCUUUAGUUCUCUUCUAUCCCUUUCCUUUUUGGGGGAGCACCUGUCCAAGACAGGGCUCAUUUUUGCACUUAUCUCGAAUUUAAAGAGAUUGCUGACGCCCGAGAGCCUCGCUUUUUCAUCCUUCUUUCCCCAGUCAGCAGCCCAGACAAAAACAUGUCUUGACUGUUUGUUGUUCACAAAUCUCCAGUAUUUUCUCCACUUCAUUUUUAAGAAAGAAGUAACAGAGACCUGUUGCUCUUUCACUUGGGUGUCUGGGCUCAUGCUUACCAGCCCAGCCUCACUUUCUUUGCCCUUCCUCCUGCCUUUCUCAAUUGUCCCAAGGAGGGGGGCCUCACUGUGUCUCCCGUGCAUGCUCUGCAGGAUUGAGGUGUGGCGUGUCCCUGUAGAUCUAGCAGUCCCCAGCCGAGUGAAUGGAAGAGUACUUGUGUGUUUCAUAACAGCCAUAAUCCCUGUAAUAGGUGUUUGGAUAUUUUUUGGCGUGCCGUGAGUGCGUGUGUACGUGUGUGUGUGCGCGUGUAUAUACAAAUACAUGUGUAUAUUCCUUUUAAAGAAGCUUUAUCGAGCGUGUUCUGACUUGGAGGUUUAGCAGUAGCUAGCUAUGAUAGGUGCCGCUACAGUUUUUAUUUAGCAUGGGGACUGCAGGGCGACCAGCGCACUGGACUCCGAGAUGGUUCAGACAAGACAGAGGGGAGCAGUGGCCAUCGUCCUUGUGCCAGGAGCUCCUUCAGUCCUGCGCAUAUAGACUGUACCUUAUGAAGAAUACACAGGAAGACUUUGUGACUGUCACUUGCUUUUUGCUUUUUCUGCGCUUCAGUAACAAGUGUUGGCAAACGAGACUUUCUCCUGGCCCCUGCCCACUGGGGACUAGCAUGGUUGUCCAUCCAGUCUCAAUCAUCCAUCUUUCUCUUGCCUGAGCGGGAAGGGCGGUGGGCCAGGCAGAGGACAGAACUGGAGGCAGUCCAUCUAGGGAAUGGGACUGUGAGGCCACACUUGGGGAACAUGUGGACUGCUAUUCCGGAGCUUUUAUUUUUGGUGUGUUCGUUGCACAGCUGUUUGAAAUGUUUAAUAAAGCUUUAUAAACUUUA
Molecule: messenger RNA, 3270 nt
Organism: Lutra lutra (Eurasian river otter)
Lineage: Eukaryota; Metazoa; Chordata; Mammalia; Carnivora; Mustelidae
Gene: BLCAP
Product: BLCAP apoptosis inducing factor
Exons: 2
Coding region: 1477-1740 (87 amino acids)
Source: RefSeq, a predicted model, not a curated record